Molecule: messenger RNA, 2889 nt
Organism: Mirounga angustirostris (Northern elephant seal)
Lineage: Eukaryota; Metazoa; Chordata; Mammalia; Carnivora; Phocidae
Gene: FGA
Product: fibrinogen alpha chain
Exons: 6
Coding region: 1-2718 (905 amino acids)
Biological process (GO): platelet aggregation; positive regulation of heterotypic cell-cell adhesion; positive regulation of peptide hormone secretion
Cellular component (GO): fibrinogen complex
Molecular function (GO): extracellular matrix structural constituent; signaling receptor binding
Source: RefSeq, a predicted model, not a curated record
AUGUUUUCUGCGAAGAUCUUUUGCCUGGUGCUGAGUGUGGUGGGCACAGUCUGGACCACAGAUGGCAAGGAAGGUGAAUUUAUAGCCGAAGGAGGAGGUGUGCGUGGCCCCAGGGUCGUGGAAAGACAGCAAUCUGCCUGCAAGGAGACAGACUGGCCCUUCUGUGCUGAUGAAGACUGGAACUACAAAUGCCCUUCUGGCUGCAGGAUGAAAGGGUUAAUUGAUGAAGUCAAUCAAGAUUUUACAAACAGAAUAAAUAAGCUCAAAAAUUCAUUAUUUGAUUAUCAGAAGAACAAUAAGGACUCUGGUUCAUUGACAGGGCAUGUAAUGGAACUCGUGAGAGGGGAUUUUGCCAGCACUAACAAUAAUGAUAAUACAUAUAGCCAAGUGUCAGAAGAUCUGAGAAGCAAAAUUGAAAUCCUGAGGCGCAAAGUCAUAGAACAAGUACAGCAAAUCCGCCUUUUACAGAAAAAUGUCAGGGAUCAGCUGGUAGAUAUGAAACGACUGGAGGUGGACAUUGAUAUUAAGAUCCGAUCUUGCCAAGGUUCAUGCAAUAGGGCUUUAGAACGUAGGACAGAUCUAAAGUACUAUGAAGAUCAGCAGAAGCAACUUGAACAAGUCAUUGCCAAAGACUUACUUCCACCUAAAGAUAGUCAAUACUUACCAUGGCUGAAAAUGACCACAUCUGCAAAUACGCUUCCUGGGGACUUCAAGAGCCAGCUUCAGCAGGUCCCUUUAGAGUGGAGGGUGCUCAUGGAAAUGCAACAGAUGAAAAUUACAUUAGAGGGGUCUGGUAAAGAUGGAAAUACCCGAGGAGACACUGCCUCUCAUGGACCAGGAUCAGUGCCUGAAAGCCCCAGGAACCCCGGGAGCUUCACACCGGGAAGUUCUAGCACUUGGAACCCUGGCAGCUCUGGGCCCGGAAGUUCUGGCACUUGGAACCCUGAGAGCACCGGGCCUGGCAGUGCCAGCUCUUGGAGCUCUGGGAGCACCGGGCCUGGGAGCACCGGGCCUGGCAGUGCCAGCUCUUGGAGCUCUGGGAGCACCGGGCCUGGGAGCACCGGGCCUGGCAGUGCCAGCUCUUGGAGCUCUGGGAGCACCGGGCCUGGGAGCACCGGGCCUGGCAGUGCCAGCUCUUGGAGCUCUGGCAGCACCGGGCCUGGGAGCACCGGGCCUGGGAGCACUGUGCCUGGCAGUGACGACACUUGGAGCUCUGGAAGUUCUGUGUCAAGCAGCAGCAGCAGCUCUUGGAGCUCUGGGAGCGUGGGGACUGGCAGUACUGGCCCUUGGAGACCUGGAAGUUCUGAGUCUGGAAGCUUUAGGCCAGAUAGCUUAGGGCAUGGGAACACCAGGCCUACCAACCCAGAGUGGGGCAAAUUUGAGGAGGUGUCAGGAAGUGUAACUCCAGGGACAAAGAAAGAGUACCACACAGGUAAACUGGUCAUAUCGAAAGGAGACAAAGAGCUUCUUAUUGGUAAUGAGAAGGUCACCUCUGGAAGUGCCACCACCACUCGUCGUUCAUGCUCUAAAACAGUCACUAAGACUAUUAUAGGUCCUGAUGGUCACAAAGAAAUGACCAAAGAAGUGGUAAACUCCGAAGAUGGUUCUGACUGUGCUGACUUACCCCAUACUUUUGCUGGUAGCCUAGAUGAUCUCCGUUUUAAGCACCCUGAUCUGGGGAGUUUCUUCAGCACUGCCUCAACUGGAAACACAUUUCCUGGUGGGCUUUUACCCUCGCACAGAGAGUUUGACAGUAGGACCCAGGCUGUGGGCUCAGAAUCGGACAUAUUCACACACUUAAGGGUACCUGAGUUCCCUUUCGGUGGUAAAACUUCAAGUCACAGCAAACAAUUUUCGAGCAGUAGCACAACUUACAACAGAGGAGACUCCACAUACGAAAGCAAGAGCUAUAAAGUGGCAGGUGAGGCCGGAAUUGAAGAGGAACAUGAAACCCUCAAAGGAGGAUAUACCACCAAAAGAGGCCAUGAUAAAGGUCGCUCUGCCAGAGACUGUGAUGAUGUCCUCCAAACACAUCCUUCAGGUACCCAAAGUGGUAUUUUCAAUAUCAAGCUACCGGGAUCCAGUAAGAUUUUUUCUGUUUAUUGUGAUCAAGAGACCAGUUUGGGAGGAUGGCUUUUGAUCCAGCAAAGAAUGGAUGGAUCACUGAAUUUUAACCGGACCUGGCAAGACUACAAGAAGGGUUUCGGCAGCCUGGAUGACAAGGGGGAAGGAGAAUUCUGGCUAGGCAAUGAAUACCUCCACUUACUAACCCUGAGGGGCUCUGUCCUUCGGGUUGAAUUAGAGGACUGGGCUGGAAACCAGGCUUAUGCAGAAUAUCACUUGAGGGUAGGUUCUGAGGCAGAAGGUUAUACCCUGCAGGUCUCUUCCUAUGAGGGCACAGCAGGUGAUGCUCUGAUUGAGGGUUCUGCAGAGGAAGGAACAGAGUAUACUUCUCACGCGGGCAUGCAGUUCAGCACCUAUGACAGGGAUGCAGACCAGUGGGAAGAGAACUGCGCAGAAGUCUACGGCGGAGGCUGGUGGUACAACAGCUGCCAAGCGGCCAAUCUCAAUGGCGUCUACUAUCCCGGGGGCUCUUAUGAUCCAAGGAACAACAGUCCUUAUGAGAUUGAGAACGGAGUGGUCUGGGUCCCCUUCAGGGGUGCAGAUUAUUCCCUCAGGACUGUUCGCAUGAAAAUCAGACCCCUGGUGACCCAAUAGGAGUGGAAGGGAGAGUAAUCUGUUUUCUUUGUUUAGUGAAGUGGAGAAAAAAGAUGAGGAAGAUAAAGGAGUUAAGAUUCUUUACAAUCUACUAAGAAAUUUACAGGUGCUAUUUUAUUAUUCUUUGUACUGUAUCUAAAUGUAACUGAGACAUAUUACUGCUUUAAAGAA